Anisakis simplex (herring worm) is the source of this 315-nucleotide messenger RNA. NCBI's taxonomy places the organism in Eukaryota, Metazoa, Nematoda, Chromadorea, Rhabditida, Anisakidae. The record is from the annotation of a GenBank genome assembly.
AUGGCUGAAAUUUUCAUCGAAUCUUUUGGUGAUCUCCUUUUGAAGGAUCCACUACCGGAUAUACCUCUGCUACCAGAGGUUCCAUUACCAUCUCCGUAUAAACUUCGACGAAAAAUUCUAAUCAAAGGACGAAAAAAGGCAUCGUUAAGUGCUGACAACUCAAGACUUUCAAUGCAAAGCAGUAGAAGCUCAGCUUCGAUCGAUUCGCCAUCGCAAGAGCAUGAUUCCAUGUCGAGCGAUAAGUGUAGAAGAUCUUCAAAAGAUCUCCAAACGUCAGAAAUACUGGAACGAAAUUCAAAAGCACUUUACGGCUAG